Daphnia magna is the source of this 1987-nucleotide messenger RNA. RefSeq names its product U3 small nucleolar RNA-associated protein 18 homolog (gene wcd). Gene Ontology annotation, cellular component: Pwp2p-containing subcomplex of 90S preribosome; small-subunit processome. The transcript has 7 exons. Lineage: Eukaryota; Metazoa; Arthropoda; Branchiopoda; Diplostraca; Daphniidae. Bases 140 to 1936 code for a protein of 598 amino acids. The record is from RefSeq and is a predicted model, not a curated record. Gene Ontology annotation, biological process: rRNA processing. Gene Ontology annotation, molecular function: protein binding.
GGUGCAGAGCUGCAGACGAAUUUUGAAGUAAUAGUGUAAAAGAUCUAAACAGAAGUAUCAAAGCAGGCAUCGAACCAAGUAAGAAAGCACGUGUUUAAAUCGUGUGUGAAACUGUUUCAAAAUCAUCAGUUGCUCGAAAAUGGAAAGCAAAAGCCCUAAUACCGCCAUAAAGGGCAAGAAAAUUGCUGGAAAGCUGAAAUUGAAAACUAAAAUUUGUCCUCCAAAGAAAAAAGAAAAAGUGCGUAGUGUGGGACAAAAAACUAAAAAAACUGUAUCGAAAAUAACUAAAGGAAAGAAGCAACAGCCAAAAAAUGGACCUAAAGAAUUUCAAUUGGAUCUUGGAGUUCUAGAUGGGUAUGAUUUGCCAGAAAUUAAAGAUGAAGAAGAUGUGCAACUGUCAAAACCAAAGAGAUUCAAGAAUUCACGUCCUGAAGUGCUAGGUGUGGAUUACAGAGAAAUGGAAGAAAAGAGACUAGAAGAGUUACUCUUUGGUGAGCUACUAAAAAAAAUUGAUGUAGAUCCACAGGCUAUUAAAAGUGAAAAUAACAAAAGUCACACAGUCACAAAAUCAAAAAAGAAAGGUAAAGGAAAGUUAGGGAAACAAUCCUUAACUAAAGGACCUGGUGAAGAAGAAGGUUCACUUCCACAAGAUGUUUAUGGUAACAAUUUAGGUAUUAGUUCAGUAGCAGGAAGAAAAGCAGCAUGGGUUGAUGAAGAUGAUGAAGCUUUGAAGUGUAAAAGUGUCCAAUCUAUGAAAGAAAAGGGUGUAUCAGACACAAUUUACAAAAAGGUUUUGGAGCAAAGGUUUGCAUCUAUUCAUGGUCAAAUAACACCUAAGUGGGCCCAGUUGGUGAAAAAAGAUGACAAAAAAACAAAAUAUGGCAGUGGUGAUGAAGUUGAGGAUAGAGACUUAACAAAAACUGCUGUGGAUCUUCUUAUGAAAGAUUCAGUGUCAUUGCCUCAAGAAAUACUAAACUUUUUAUGGAUGUCAGAUGUCAAUAAAGAAACUAGGUCAGAAGGAGUUCUUAUCAAAUCUGUAGAGUUUCAUAAGAAACAAAAUGUUGCUCUUGUAGCAGGAAAUUCUGGAGUUCUCAGCCUGUUCGAGAUUGGUGGUUCAUCCAAUGCCAAAAUUCAGUCCAUCACCUUUAAACAGUUUCCCAUACACAUGGCUCACUUCUCGCCAAGUGGCGAAGAAGUCAUAGCUUCUUCUAACGCAACUGGCAAUAUUCAAGCAUAUAACUUGCUAAACGGAAGAAGCGUUAUCAUCCCUCACAACAAACAAAUGGACAAAGGAUCUUACAAAAACUUCGUUCUUUCACCCGAUGGAAAGCUUAUAGCUUAUCAAGGCCAAUUUGGAUACAUCCAUUUAAUGAGUGCGCGUUCGAAGGAAUGGAUAACUUCUUUGAAAAUGAACGGAGAAGUGAACGCGUUGACUUUUAAUCCGGAUGGCACUAGACUAUAUAGUCACGGAGAGCACGGUGAAGUUUAUGUUUGGGACAUGAACGCCAGAACUUGCGUUCAUAAGUUUGUAGAUGACGGUUGCAUUACAGGAACAGCUCUCGCCAUGUCUCCUACUCAGCAAUAUCUGGCUUGUGGCUCAUCUUCUGGAGUUGUUAACUUGUACAAUACUAGCAAUUUAGAAAAUAAUUCUCUACCGAAGCCAGAUAAAGUCAUUCUCAAUUUGGUGACGAGAAUUUCUGGCAUUAACUUUCAUCCAAGUUCUGAACUUGUAUCAAUAUUUUCCGACGCUAAAGAAAAUGCCGUCCGGCUGGCGCACUUCCCAUCCAUGACUGUGUUCAAGAAUUUUCCUGUACAGAAAAAGGAAUCUUACCGCGUCACCACAAUGGAUUUCUCUCCUAGCGGUGGUUAUAUGGCUGCGGGGUUCAACAACGGAUCCGCUCAUCUUUAUCGAUUGAAUCAUUAUGAUCAAUAUUAAGUAACAUGAUUUUGACCAUGAAUUGACAAUAAUACUGGGUUAAACUUUUCA